AUGAUUGCACCGACACUUUCCAGCAUACCAGCAACAUCUGCAAUCUUGCACCGAUCGUUCAGCAAAGAGUACCCCACAGCGGCAUCCGGGCAAGGAGUAUACAUCCAAGACCAUACCGGCCGUCUGGUGCUUGAUGGCAGUUCGGGGGCGGCGGUCUCAUGCCUCGGACAUGGCCACAAGAAGGUCAUCGAGGCCAUAGUAGAGCAAGCACAGCAAAUGUCGUUUGCGCAUACGUCCUUCUUCACCAGCGAUCCUGCAGAAAACCUGGCCUCCGUUUUGAUCUCCACGUGCCCUGAUGUGUUUUCGAAAGUCAUGUUUGUGAGCUCCGGCUCGGAAGCGGUUGAAUCUGCCCUGAAACUCGCUCGACAAUAUCACCUGUGUAAUGGCCAGCCGGACCGCCAUAUCUUCAUAUCGCGCCGUUUCGCCUAUCAUGGCAAUACGCUAGGUGCACUCUCAGCAGGUUUCAAUCCGCCGCGACGAGACCCAUUUCAGCCCAUGUUGUCUCAAGCUUUCCGUCAUGUUUCACCAUGUUUCUUCACUCGCGAUGGACUUCCUGGCGAGGACGAAGAGUCAUACGUUGAUCGUCUGGUCGCGGAAUACGAGACGACUAUUUCCAGCCUUGGGUCUGAAAAGAUUGCUGCAAUUAUCGUCGAGCCAGUCUCAGGAGCAACGCUGGGAGCUGUGCCCGCCGCCCGUGGAUACCUGGGGCGGCUGCGAGAGCUGUGCGACCGGUAUGGAUGUCUCUUGAUCUUCGACGAGGUCAUGUGUGGAAUGGGACGGGUGGGCACUAUGCACGCAUGGCAAUCGCUAGGCGGGAUUGCGCCUGACCUCCAAACCAUCGGAAAGGGACUUGGGGCGGGAUACCAACCGAUUUCGGCCAUUCUUAUCGCCAACAAGGUCCAUGCCGUGCUGGAGAGGAACCACGAGCAGCGUCCCUUUGUCAGUGGUCACACGUAUCAGGGGCACUCGAUCGGUUGUGCCGCCGCACUUGCAACGCAGCGAGCUAUAGCCGAGGACAAGCUUCUGGACAAUGUUAGACGCAUGGGUGAACGCCUGUCCCGCAGGCUGAAGAAGGAGACCCCCAUGCUCAAAGAGGUCCGAGGAUUGGGCUUGUUCCAAGCGGUGGAAUUUGCAACUGCAACUGCAACUCCGCCUGGCUCGAGUAUCGCAGCAGCCGUGGCUUCGACGUGCCUGGAGAAUGGGGUUGCCGUCUACCUCUGCUCCAGUGCGGUUGAUGCGGUCCUGUUUGCUCCUCCCUUUAUCAUUAGCGAGUCGGAAAUCGACAAGCUGGUCGACGUGUUUGUUCAAUCUGUCAAGCAGACGAUUGAGAAGGCAAAGGGGUCAUAA
Molecule: messenger RNA, 1347 nt
Organism: Capronia epimyces CBS 606.96
Lineage: Eukaryota; Fungi; Ascomycota; Eurotiomycetes; Chaetothyriales; Herpotrichiellaceae
Exons: 2
Coding region: 1-1347 (448 amino acids)
Cellular component (GO): cytosol
Molecular function (GO): pyridoxal phosphate binding; transaminase activity
Source: RefSeq, a predicted model, not a curated record